Molecule: messenger RNA, 3344 nt
Organism: Styela clava
Lineage: Eukaryota; Metazoa; Chordata; Ascidiacea; Stolidobranchia; Styelidae
Product: kelch-like protein 9
Molecular function (GO): protein binding
Source: RefSeq, a predicted model, not a curated record
CUAGAAAACUUAACUUAUAUUCUUAACCCUGCGACAUACAAUGUGGAUAUAAAUCUAAAUCGAACAGCUCGUCGACUUCGCUUUUAUCUAAGGCUGUAAUAAGUGUAUUUUACACAAUGUAGAAAAGGAUCUACAGCCUAAAAUUUAAGUAGUUUAAUCACCCGCAUAUCAAUGGCCGGAUUAUUACCACAAAGACUUAUUUCUUCGACUGGAAGCGGGCCUAUAGCCAGAACCCAGGAGUAUCAGGUCUUCAAAUCAAGUACUCAUAAUGCUGCUGUGUUGAAUGGACUCAAUGAUUUACGUCACGAUGAAAUUCUUUGUGACGUCACGCUCAUGGCAGAGGAACAAAGUUUCCCAGCUCAUAAAAACAUCUUAGCAUCAUGCAGCCCGUAUCUCAGAAAUUUGUUCAGUGCCGAAGGAGGAAUAAAGAAUGAACAUGAGGUUGUCGAAAUCCGCGGUGUGAGUUCAGAAGGAUUGAAACAUGUUAUAAACUUCGUUUACACAUCGGAAUUGGAGUUGACAAUGACAAAUGUGCAGCAUGUUCUUGCAGCAGCUGGCCACAUGCAGUUGAAACCAAUUCUCAAUUUCUGUAAGGCUUUUCUUGUCACUGAGAUAUCCGUCUACAAUUGUGUUAGCAUUAUUCAUAUUGCUGAACAUUACGAAUUACGAAGUGUGGAAGAAAAAGCUUAUACAUUUAUUGCAGAACAUUUGAACGAGCUAGUUAAAACUGAAGAAUUACAGAAACUGAGCAUCAACAAUAUGUCAUUUUUGUUGGAUUCAUAUUCUCUGAAAAACGUUUCUGAGCUCGAACUUUUCGAAGCAGCAAGACAAUGGCUUCUAUUUGAUUCGGAAAGGUACAAGAAUGUACGUCAGCUGAUGGAAAAGAUUCACUUCCCAUUGAUUCCACCACGUGAUCUGUUACGUUACGUAAAUUUCGUUGACUUUAUGCGUCUUGAAUGUAACUAUCUACUUCUGGAGGCAUCAAACUAUCACAUGCUCCCACAUUCCCAGCCGAUACUCCAAUCAGUCAGGACACAGGUGCGUUCAACCGACAAGAGGAUGGUAAUCGUUGGUGGGGUUGAUCAACACGAUAGAGUGUCCAAUCAGCUUCUGGCAAUCAAUGAUGACAUGUCUAAAUCUGAAUUUCUGCCUCCGAUGCAUGAAGGAUUGUGUAGCCACUGUGUCGCAGUCCUCAACAACUUUUUGUAUGUCUUGGGAGGACAGAAUCUGUUUGAUGAAAGAGGAACAACUGCGGUAAACACGGUCAUUAGAUACGACCCUAGGUUUAACAUUUGGAUGAGAAUUGCUGCUAUGAAUGACAAGCGUGCUGGAUUCACAGUAAGCGUUGUAGAGAACCGUUUGUAUGCUCUGGGCGGAGUGAAUAGCAGUGGAAGACUGUCUUCUAUGGAAUGCUACUCCCUUGAAGAUGAUAGAUGGAGAUAUGUUGCAUCAGUACAAACUGGCUUAUGCGAUCACGCCCAAGCUGUUUACGGAAACUUGGUAUACAUCAGUGGUGGAUUCAAAGAGGGAAGAUUCAGCAAUCAGUUGCUGGCAUAUAGUCCAAGGCACGAUACUUGGCACGAAAGAUCUUCAAUGCAUUAUGCUAGAGGAUGGCACGCUAUGGUCAGUUAUGGAGACAACAUCCUGGUUACUGGCGGAAAUAGCGGUCUCACUAAGAGAGUCGAUAUUCAUGAAACUGAAAUAUAUAGUGGAAUGACAGACCAAUGGACAUUAGUGUCCCCACUGCCGAUGCCGCACAGUGAAGGUGGAUGUGAGAUAUAUGAUGGAAAAAUAUAUCUGGUUGGUGGCUACAGCUGGGCACAUCAGAAAUGUUUGAGUACAAUUCAAAGUUACGAUCCCGCAAAAGAUACUUGGGAAAAUGCUGGAAAUCUUCCAAUUGAGUUAUCAGGCGUACGACUUACUCUUAUUACCAUCCCAUAUUCUGUAUCGCCUCGUAAUGGUCUUGUAUCCGGAGGUCAUGUCCCACUCUCCUGGCCACCCAAGCAAGUGCCUGGACGCUUCAUGGAACAGGAUCCUCGAAUGAUGAUGGGAGGUAUGGCAGGUAUGCCGUUGAUGGGCGCUAUGAUGAGUAUGCCUGGAGGAUUCCCAAGUACAGGUCAGAUGUAUCAUCCUGGCACUCAACCAAUGUCUGGUUUCCUGGACCCUACAACUCUACAAGAUAUGAGAGAGGCUAUGGCUAAUAUAAAGAUGAGUGGAGAUCCGAGACUCAGCCAACCGCAGCCUAUGAAACGAACAGAACCUUCUAGAAUACGAAGCAACCCAUCAUCUCAUAAAGAUUUAGCUUCUGAACUAAGUUCGGAUGACCGCGCUCGCAGUCAAGACGAUUCUAAUAUAUACAGUCGACCACGUAGUACCAGCAUAGAUGAUACUAUAUCUCUGGGUUCGCGGAAUAUCUUGUUCGGUAAAAAUGGACUCGAAAGCGGACCCUCCGAGGCACACACUGCAGUGUCAAUGCCGCGUUCGACCGCCUCUAGUGGAAAGUCUGUCAAAAGUGCAAGCUUCAGAACUCCCGUAGAAGAGAAAAAGAAAACAUCUGACGAGUCUUCCAGCUCAAGUGACGACGAUGAUGAAAAUAAAGCAAAUUCUUCCUUAAAAGUAAUAAAGUCAAAAAAUGAAGAUAGUGAAGUGGAUGAAAGUACCAUUAGAGCAUACAGAGGAUGAAGAUCGGCACAAGUGGAACAAACUGCAGAAGUUCACUGCAGUACUGUAUAUAUACCGUCGGCGUCUAAACUUCUGGUAAACAACUCCGGAUUAGACUGUAUAUUCAUAUUAAUUGAUUGUCACAGCUAGUUUGCGAAAAUUUCUUUACAAAAUAUGAAGAAUGUAAAUUUUAAUGAGGAAUGUCUUGCCUAAAUAUUAGUAUAUAUAUAUAUUUAUGACAUUUUAUCAAAUUUUGUUGUACAUUUUUAAAAUAAGUUAGUUUCGUUACUUAUAAUCUUUGCGUUAAUUUAGAUAAAAUUGAUGAUCAAGUAAUUAUUUUAUUAUGGUGAAUUUAAUAAAAUAAUCGCUCUUUAUUGUCCUUCUACAAACCAACAUAUGAAAAAUAGAGGAAUAUGAUCCAAAAUAUACAAGACACCCAAUGUCAUUGUUUAUUAAUUAAUCUUUAUCGUAAAAUUUAUUUGAUUUCCAUAGAACUUGUGUAUAUUUCGUUUUUCAAACAAUAAUAUGCUUGAUAGAAGUUUCAAUGACGUUGAGUGUUAACUGCAAAAAUUGACAGAGGUUCAUAAUCGCAUGUCAUUGAACCAAUGAAGACAAUUUUUGUUAUUCUUGUAAAUUCAUAAAUAUCAUUGGAAAGUGUAAUUAAUAAAAUUUAACACAAAAUA